GUCUUGGGAGCAAAACACGAAAGGCAAACAAGUAAAUUAGAAAAAUGAACUGAUAUACAAUGUGUGAAAUACCUUUUAUCAUAAUUUUGUUGAGCAUGUAUUUUUUUCUUUAAUUUUCAUUGGUCUCUUAUACUUUCUCCAUUCUUUCAUCCCUUACACUGGUGGACUCUGGAACAGCCUUCAGUCCUUCAUCUGUAUUUCCUCCUGCCUACAACUGGACCUCUUUCAAGGGGAGAGUACCAAGACACCUCUCCACCCAAAACUGACCUCUCAUUUUAUAGGGGCAGUGAUUAGCGGGCAUUUUUCCUCGAAUGUAAAAAAAGCUUCAUUUAGUGGAAGCUUCACUUAUGUGGGAAGUGACUUAAAUUACUUCAUUAGACUGAGUUUACUGAACAUCACAUAUAGUUUUAAGUUUAGUUUAAUGCAAUAUUUAAAGGUUGGCCAACCCCCAAAGACCUAUAGGGAGAGAGGCAGACGAGCCCCAAGACCUAGGGGCUGUUUUUGCCGCCCUACCCUCCCCUUUCUGAUUAAACUAAGCAACUCAAGGGCAAUAAAGAAAGAAAGAAAAUAAGAAAACAAAACAGUGCAGCUCCUGAAAAUCAAAAAGGAGUGGACAGAAGUAAGAGGAAGGAAGAAUUGCCCCCCCCUGAAAAAAAGACUAUGUGAGAAUAAACAAUAAUAAACAAUGAAUAAGUAAGAAUAAACAAGAUACCCAUAUCGAUCAAAAGAAGGAAAAAGGUAAUGAAGAUACUGUGAAAACCAAGCAAAUCACGUAGCUCAUCCCCUCACUGAGACAAGCCAGCCAUAGAGAAAGUCCCCCAGCCACGCAUCACCAAGGCAGUCACCAAGGCAGUCGUAUUUCCAGUCAGUAUCGCGGCAAGGAUGGAGAUUCUCGAGUUAGCGGCGUGUGUGUUCGGGCUGGUGUUCCUCCUGGGGGAUAUCAGCCUGGUGAUCGCCUGCUCCGCCAUGCAUCUCGAGAGGGGCGGCUUGGCGGGAGGCUGGGUGCAGGGGGGGUUCACGUUGGGCCUGUUCUUUGUGGCUGGACUCAUCACCAACCUCUUCCACUUCUUCGGACAUGAAUGGCAGCGAAUGGCUCAGCGAAGCUUCGGAGGCAAAGCCAAAUGUUACUUGCUCCUCGCUGUUCCCUGCUCCUCCCUCCUGCGAUGGUAUAUCCGGAGAUUUCGAGACCCUCAGAGCCUGUCACUCCGCUGCUGGGCGUCUUCCCUCAGACUCUUCUACUGCACUGGCACCUUCAUGCAAGCUGUACUUCAGAGCUACGUGGUGGUCCAUCUGUGGUGGGAACAAGACCUUCCUGUCCACUACGUCUACGUACCCUUGGUGGCCGGCGUCGUCUUGACCCUGCACGCCAUCUACGGGGUCAGUGACUACAUAUGGACAGAAUACUACGACGAGACGCACCGCACCCUCCCGGCCCUCGACUACCUCCUCAUCCUCUCCGCUCUCACCCUGAACAUGGGGGGGCGUGUGGCAGCCAUGGCGGUGGUGAUGGGGACGAUGGGUUGGUACUGGCUGGCUCUGGCGGCACUGAGUCCUCUUCUCAUCAACUACACCGUUUACAUCGUCCAAGGCGCCCCUUUUGCUGCCUCAAGAGGCGCUCAGGUGUGGCUUCUAAUCUUCAUGUUGCCGCUGGGCUUCCUCUCCGCGAUCUUUGUGUCGGAGAAGAGGGAGCUGACCGUCAUCACGACUCUGGCCUGGCUGGGCUGUUCGGUGCCGCAGAUAUACAUGUACCAUGAAACCCAUAGCGAGUGGCUGGCGUGGAGCAUUCCUGCGGCGGGCCAAGUCCUGGCUCUCGUUAUCAUGAUGGCGAGGUGGAGUGUGUUUGAAUCCGCCUUUGAGAGAUUCGGACGCCUGGCUCGAGUGAAUCAGUUCGUUCGAGUGCCAACCAAGGAACCGGGAAACAUAGAAGAGGCGGUAAGGUAGACAGACGGAAAGUGAUGGGAUGAUGUUGACAGUAUUGUAAAUGAUGUUAUUUUAAUAAUUAAUGUUGGCGGUAUUAUAGUUGUAUUGUCAAACAAGAGGAAGGUGGCGAGAGAGGCUGAGCAGGCCAAGGUCAGUAACGGUUUGCAGUGUUCUUUCCAAGUUGCCACCGUCGAGAUGUCUCACCUCAACUCGGCCGCUCGUGCCACCUUUUCAGCGCUUUACCAAAACUAAACACUGUUUUCGUCUUAUUCGGAGAUACAUUAUUUUACAUUAUUAUUUACAGAUUUUUUUUUUUUAACCAUCCAAGAGCUAUGAUGAAAGCCAUAUAAAGUGACAAAGCAUUCAUAAGAGCGCCGCUAAAUACGUGCCGCAUUUCUAAUUUGUUGUAUAAAUAUUUCAUUGAUUUAGUUUAAUAUUCUUUAAAAAUUCAGAAUAUUUACGUUGAGAUUGUAUCACAACCUCUUUUAAAGCUUUAUCAAAUGUGGGUGCACAGUGUGAGCCGCGAAAUGUUUAAGAAGAUGAACCACGGACUUGCAGCUCGUAAUUCACUGAAGGUAGUUUUGUGUCCCUUCUUUGGGCCAGUUUGACAGUCCAGCACCGAGCCAUUGUAAGCGCCCAAACCAAACUAAUUUUCUUCACAAUGAUCCGUAAAUUCUUCUCUAUACCAGAUACAAAAGAGAUAUCCUGUGUGGUUAUCUAAAAUUCCCUCCUUUUUACAUCAACGCCACACACUACACAAGGCAUUUUCAUGGUAUUUUGUGUUUGGUUGGGGAGCGUACAAAUUUGCUCUACCGGGCUAUAAAACUUUCCCCCAGUCUCUCAUUUUCAUUUCUCUUAAUUGAUUUUUUUUUUCCUUUUCUCCAUUCAAGGUAGUCGCAAGUCUUCCUUCAAUCCUCCCGUUUGUAGUUUAAAUGAAGCGAGGAAAACGAUUUGUCUGCCUUUAUUACUUAGAAUUACUAAAAGGAAUUUCCGAGAGAGAGAGAGAGAGAGAGAGAGAGAGAGAGAGAGAGAGAGAGAGAGAGAGAGAGAGAGUCUGUAUGUAUGUAUAUUAUAUUAGAAGCACUUAUGUAUUUAUAUAUGUGAUUAAUCAUAUAUAUAUUCUUUAA
Molecule: messenger RNA, 3047 nt
Organism: Eriocheir sinensis (Chinese mitten crab)
Lineage: Eukaryota; Metazoa; Arthropoda; Malacostraca; Decapoda; Varunidae
Exons: 8
Coding region: 883-1941 (352 amino acids)
Source: RefSeq, a predicted model, not a curated record